AUGUCGUUGCAACUCUCAGUUGUUACUGGCGGCGAUGAUCGGCUUGUCCAAGUUAAAGAUGACAAUGACGAUGAUGAUAAAGAAGACGAGGGCGAAGACGAAGAUGAUGACAUGCAUACUGAUGAUGAUGGUGAUGAUAAUGAUGAAGAUGAUGAUAAGGCUGGCAACGACGAUGAAAACGAAGAUAACGAUGACGACACUGACAAUGACGACGAUGACAAAGAUAACAGUGGUGACACUGACAAUGACGAUGAUGACGAAGGUGACGAUGAUGACGACGUUGUUAAUAGUAUUGAGGAUAUUGACGACAAUGACGAUGAUGAUAAUGACGAUGACGAUGACGACGAUGUCGAGAAUGUCCAAGGAAACAAGUGA
Molecule: messenger RNA, 375 nt
Organism: Stylophora pistillata
Lineage: Eukaryota; Metazoa; Cnidaria; Anthozoa; Scleractinia; Pocilloporidae
Product: prostatic spermine-binding protein-like
Source: RefSeq, a predicted model, not a curated record